Drosophila melanogaster (fruit fly) is the source of this 4686-nucleotide messenger RNA. RefSeq lists its product as uncharacterized. Gene Ontology annotation, biological process: intracellular signal transduction. Gene Ontology annotation, molecular function: protein serine kinase activity; protein kinase activity; ATP binding. The coding region runs from base 417 to 2663 and encodes 748 amino acids. The record is from RefSeq and is marked reviewed. Lineage: Eukaryota; Metazoa; Arthropoda; Insecta; Diptera; Drosophilidae. The transcript is spliced from 6 exons.
GGUGUAUGUGUGGUGAUAUCGAAGCACGGUAUUACAAUUAAAGCAGUUUACAUUUGUGCUAAAGAUUAUUAUUAAAUAUAAUAUCCGUUUUGAAUUAUCUUUUGACAAACAAUAAGUUUUUUACAUUUUGUUUAGGCGGAAUGAUUCAAUGAAAAAGAAUUGUAAAAAAGUAUAUUUAAUAACAGUGUUCAAUUUAGUAUUAUUGACAGGUAAAUCAAUUUUAGUUUGUGCUAUAACGAAUGUCGAACACGGUUAAAAAACUAAAACAUGCUGACAUCAUAAAUCACCUUGAGCGAAAAUCCAUAAGUAAAAUUCCGGUAUAAUCCUUUUGUGUGAAUAACUAUAAAAUUGUGUACGCAACUCAGCCGUACAGGUUUCAAGGUACAACCCAAAAAAUACAUUGUUUUGACAUCAGCAUGGAAUUAGAGAAAGUAAAGAUAAACAGCCUUCAUUGUAAUGAUGCUGUGCUCUCUUCACUUCAAGCAUCCCCUUCUGCGACAUCCCCUCAGAGCGUUCCUUCAAAGGCGAAUGUCGUCACCGAGGCUUCUAUUAUCGAAAAGACGAAUCAACCACAUAAUGUUCAGGAAGAUAAUAACUACAAUAGAGAUUGCGACAGCCCCGAAAGUUCUAGCUCGGAGCAGGAUAAGGAGUUGGAUGAUCUGCGGAACUUGCACUCCUCCUCUCUAACAAACAGCGUAGUGGUGGGGAAAUCGACUGGCUCGCUAAACGGCGUCUACUCUAUCACAUCAGUCACUUCCGAAACUAAAACGCUUGAAAGUGUUGUCACGACCAACUCUGCUAGUGGGUCGGCAUGCUUAAGCAAUACACCCACCGCUGAUCACAUAAAGAAACGUAUCCCAAGCAGUCGAACGCCGACAAGAAAGGCACUAAGAAUCAAAUUCUACCGGAACGGGGAUCGUUUUUAUCCGGGUAUAACAAUUCCCGUGUCUAACGAACGGUACAGAUCCUUUGAAAGACUUUUUGAAGACCUAACCCGUCUGUUGGAAGAGAAUGUAAAGAUACCAGGUGCUGUUCGCACCAUCUACAACUUGUGUGGGAAGAAGAUUACCUCUCUCGAUGAAUUGGAAGAUGGACAGAGCUAUGUUUGUUCCUGCAAUAACGAGAAUUUUAAGAAGGUUGAGUACAACACUGGUUCCCAGCCUUUGUCCAAUCUGCCGCUGAGCAAUAGUCGUUCCAACAGUCAUCGAUUGGCUAAGUGUCGACCAUCGUCUCCCCUAAAAAAUGGCUUGCUUGCAGGCAGCAGUCCUUUCCCAGCUUGUGGCGGAGGAACGGGAAACGGAAGUCCACUUAUCGCUUCCAGAUUAAGCGAUCGAGUUACAGUGGUUCAUCCUCGUAUUGUGACGCUGAUACGUAGUGGAACUAAGCCGCGGCGUAUUAUGCGAUUAUUGCUAAACAAGCGUAACAGCCCGAGCUUCGAUCAUGUGCUGACCGCCAUUACGCAAGUGGUUCGCUUGGACACGGGCUAUGUGAGAAAAGUAUUCACUCUUUCCGGUAUCCCAGUGGUCCGACUAUCUGAUUUUUUUGGGUCGGAUGAUGUUUUCUUCGCUUAUGGGACAGAGCGGAUUAACACUGCGGAGGACUUUAAGUUAGAGGCGGAGGAGCAGCGAGCUAUUAAUGUCAUUCGUAAGACCAUGCGCACGACUGGAACCACAUGCAAGGGACCUAAGCCUAAGAUGCCCAUAAAGAGCAAAAAAGUGUAUCCUCCUUUGGUUGAUUCGGAGCCAUUUAAGGCAGAAACCACACCAGAAGAUGAUAGGCAUGCGGCUUUACUUACGAGCACUGGUAUGGAGAUCAAUGAAUUGCCAUCGAAUAUUCGUAACACUUACUCUCUGGGAAGAAUAAUUGGCGACGGCAACUUUGCCAUUGUGUUUAAGAUUAAGCACCGCCAAACUGGUCAUUCCUACGCCCUAAAAAUAAUAGACAAGAACAAAUGCAAGGGCAAGGAACACUACAUAGACGCGGAAGUUCGCGUCAUGAAAAAAUUAAAUCAUCCGCAUAUAAUUUCGCUUAUUUUGAGUGUAGACCAAAAUACAAAUAUGUAUCUUGUACUGGAAUAUGUAAGUGGUGGUGAUUUAUUCGACGCUAUAACUCAGGUAACGAGGUUCUCAGAAAACCAGUCGCGCAUUAUGAUUAGACAUUUGGGUGCGGCCAUGACUUAUCUGCAUUCAAUGGGCAUUGUGCAUCGAGAUAUAAAACCUGAGAAUCUUCUAGUGAAAUUGGAUGAGCAUGGAAACGUUCUUGAACUAAAGCUUGCUGAUUUUGGAUUAGCAUGUGAGGUAAACGAUCUUCUAUAUGCUGUCUGCGGGACUCCCACAUAUGUAGCACCAGAGAUAUUGUUAGAAGUCGGAUAUGGGCUAAAGAUUGACGUUUGGGCCGCUGGAAUCAUUUUGUAUAUACUUCUAUGCGGUUUUCCGCCGUUUGUAGCGCCUGACAACCAACAGGAGCCGCUAUUCGACGCUAUUAUCUCUGGCAUUUAUGAGUUUCCAGAUCCUUACUGGUCUGAUAUAGGGGACGGAGUGCGCGAUCUUAUUGCCAAUAUGCUUCAGGCGGAUCCAGACGUUCGUUUCACAAGCGAAGACAUCCUUGAUCACAGUUGGACGAUUGGAAACAAGGGGAACGAGUGUACCACAUAUAAAAGAUGAGUCGUAGCUGUGGGAAUUUAAAAAAAGCAACUUUCACUCUUAAACGACGAACUUUUGUAUUUCUGAUCUAAAAAUGCUUUUAUAUUAGCCCUAAUUUAUUUUUACAUAUAAAUUAUAUGUGAAUUCUUACAUAUUGCAAUAACAACAAAGAAUGACCAUCGAAAAUGAAUAAGAAAUUCGAGCAACACAAUCGUCAUCAGUUGGUUUCCAUUAAUGUUUAACUUUUUGAACCAUUUACACUUGUACAUGAAAAUAUACAUAUUUUUAUUUUAGACCGUUUAAGUGAAUCAAAUUCCGUUUAAUUUAAUUUCAACACCAUCUAAUUUUUUUGUGAACACAAUGUGUCUGCGGAGGUAAAUUUCCUUCAAAGAGGAGUGUGGUAAAACUACAAUUUAUCAUAAGCUUUUUAACUAAAGAAAAAAUUGAGGUCUAUAUUUUAAAGUAUUGUUUUACUUUUCUAUUCGCAUAUCACUAGUUAUGAUCGAAACAACUUCAGCAUUUUCUUAUCUUCGUGUAUAUAGUUUAGUGUAGCAUCCCUCCCACAAUAUAAUAUAAUGAAAAAUAUAAUACUCUAUAAUAAAAAGUAUAUUACUAUAUAUUAAAAAUAUAUAAUAUUAUGAUGCCUGAUGAUGCCUUCCUGGAUGCGCCAAGCUGCCAUCUCAACGUGGAAUGUUGUCAUCAUUCAGAAAAACUAUAUUUCCAACUUUGAUGUUAGACGUAUCGACUCGCCACUUACUUCUCUCUUGUAGUAGGGACAAAUGCUUGCAGCUCCAUCCGUAUUGUUGCAUCUGGGUCACCCGUUGCUACCUGGUUCACCCUUGCUAGGCGGCCUACGCAAAGUAGAGUGUCCGGCUCAGGAAAUUUUGUGUAGCUGGCAAUGCGCUUGCAGAAGCACCUCAAGACUUUCAACAUUUUUUGAAAUAGGACAGAGUAGACGGGAAUUAAGGAUGACAGAAAUCUCAUACCCCAGAGUUCCUAAUUCUUUGAUGGCUAAGAUGGAAUACACAACGAAAUUUAGUAAAAUUUAGCCGACUUAACAUCAGUCUCCCAUAAAUUACCGAAGUGUGUGGCACGCGGUGAGAUGAACUCCCAAUCGAUCUAAUCGCAGCUCGGCAAGCUCGCUCUUUGCAAUAUUUCUAUCAUAGCGACUUCAGCGUACAUUGCCCCGGUAUUUACUCAACGGAAUUGACGGUUCAAAAAUCUUGCUUAGACUAAUCUGGAUAAGCGUUUCUUUGUUGGCUUUUUAUGUUCAAAUUCAGGUUAUACAUUAUCUUGAUUUUAUCAGGGACUAAAAUCAGUCUUGCAUAUUAUGCACCCUAUCGCCGCAACUGCGAUGAAGACCUUUCCACGUUGGGUUCACGACGUACUGUAGCAAAUCAUUUAAAGUGUGAAUGUACCCUUAUCUAUUUCCCUUAGGAGCAGUUUACUAAAGUUGUAUUUUUUGAUUAGGUUGAUUGUUGCCACCAAUUAAGUAAAUGCAAUUCGUCAAUGAAAAAGUGUCCAUUCGAACGACCGCAAUCGGACACCGCAUUGGAGAAAUAUGACUCUUAGGUGGGAACACUUGACGACCGGGGUAACCCAGAAAAAGCUCUAAACUGGUAUAAAAAGAACUCAGCUCCCGAUAGAUAUGUGUAGCUAAUUCUCGGGAGGUGCGAUUCUCGGACUCAAGUAAUUUGAGAACCAGAUAGCGGUCGGAACGUGCCGUGGGAAAACCUACAUCCCAGAUAAGUUAACACACAGCACUUACUUCCCCCUCUCAACCCCGCUGGCUGUCACCACUGCAGUUGCGGUCAUUGUUAUGUAAUCAGGACAGUUCCUACCCCACCUUCAUCGCAUCGGAACUGCAGCGGAACCCGCUGACACCGUGAGAUUUGGCUAAGCGUUGGGCCGCUGAGCUUUCGAGCGGACGGCAAAACGCUGGCCAGUCAGUCGAAUUUCGGCAUUUCGACAAAACUGUUAUUAAUUUCAAUUGAAUAAACCUGUCUGAAUGAUCUGAAGACUCAAAGCUUUUACGUGAUUAAAG